Molecule: messenger RNA, 4480 nt
Organism: Manduca sexta (tobacco hornworm)
Lineage: Eukaryota; Metazoa; Arthropoda; Insecta; Lepidoptera; Sphingidae
Product: zinc finger protein 879
Exons: 15
Coding region: 236-2602 (788 amino acids)
Biological process (GO): regulation of transcription by RNA polymerase II
Cellular component (GO): nucleus
Molecular function (GO): zinc ion binding; DNA-binding transcription factor activity; RNA polymerase II cis-regulatory region sequence-specific DNA binding
Source: RefSeq, a predicted model, not a curated record
CGCAUAAUGGUUGUUCGGCUAGUAAAUUGACAGUUUAAGAAAUUAUAUAGAAUUUAUGAAAUAAACGUAUUAUCGAAUUAAUUUCAUAAUAAAUGAAAAUAUCUAAAACAAUGUUUUAUAAAUAACUAUUUCAAUAAAUAAAUACCAUUAAAAGCAUUUUAUGUGCAAAAAAUUUAAGGCAUUAUUCAGAUGAACAUAAUGCAAUGGUACGGACGUGAAAAUAAUUAAAUUAAAAAUGCGUUGCUGCGUCUUGGGAUGUAAAAAUGAUUCCCGACACAUCUCCAAGUCACAAGGGAUUACAUUUCACGUGUUCCCAAAUGAGAGUACCUUACGCACGGCAUGGCUCCGAGCUCUCAAUAGGAUGGAUUGGGAGCCAAAAGAGCGAAGUGCAGUGUGCUCUGACCAUUUUCUGUGCGAGGAUUUGUAUGAGACGAAGAGCGGGUUGAGGAAGGUCAGGGUGGGCGCUGUACCUUUUAUAACGCAGGAAUCAUCCACUUGUGAUUUUGAAGAGGCUGCUAAUUUAGAAGUUUGUCGAGGAUGUUUAGUGAGGGACUGUAAAUUAUUCAAAAUAAGCAAAUACAAUCUGAAAAAAGCGUAUGAAAAUGUUACAGGUGUUGUGGUGUGUCAAGACGAGAAGUUACCCCAGACGCUGUGCUAUGAAUGUGCCGCACAGCUCGUCCGCUAUAACCGGUUCAGGAUGAAAUGCGUGCGCGCCAACACACUCAUGCUGGAGAUUAUUAAAAAACAUAAUAAGUUAACACUUCAAAAUAUAAAGAAAAUUAACAGGGAAGAUAAUAAGUUAACAUCCACGUUGCUAUGGGAAUUAUAUCCUUCAAACCAUUAUCAUUAUCAUAUAAACCAUGAUGACACCAAAAUAGAACCAGUCGACGAGAUCAAAGACGAGAUCGACAACGAAAUAUACCUCAAUGAGGACGUGAAUGAUAUAACGCAUGCGGAGGAGAUAACGAAUGCGGAGGAAAUAACGAAUGCGGAGAACAUAACGAAUGCGGAUUUGAUGGAAAAUGAGAAUGGUUUGAAAAUCGACGAGGACGCGACGGAUAAUUAUUCUUCAGACGACAGUUUGCCGUUGGAGAAGACGAGGAAGAAGAGUAAAGUGGAGAAGAAGAGAGUCGUUAAAAUUAGAAAGAAACAGAUAAAAUCCGAUCCAACCGAGCCAAAGAUCGAUCGCCGUCGCAAACCUUUCCUGAACGAUGACCUUAACGAGACGCUCUUCACGAUCACGGACCUCACACACGAGGAGCAGGUGGCCGAGAUAGAUAAGCGGCGCGAGAGUGCAAACUACAAGAACGCUGUGUUCAAAUGCUCCGAGUGUUAUAAAGGAUUUCUAGACGAGGAUGCUUAUAACACGCAUAUAAUGAGGCAUACGAACCAAUGCGGCGAACACGAAUGCGGCAUAUGCAAAACGCACUUCAAACACCCGCACGCGUUACGCAAACACAUCACCGCGCACCACACGCAGCGGUUCAGCUGCAACCAGUGCGUGUACGUGACGACGCACCGGCAGACCGCGCGGCUGCACGAGCGCUGGCACAAGGGCACCAAGUACCAGUGCCCGCACUGCAUGGACGAGUUCGUUAAAUUCACAACGUACAUGGGCCAUAUAAGAAUAAAACAUCCUUCCGAUUUCGUGUGUGAGUUGUGUGGGUACUCGUUCGUUAGUAUUAAAGGUAUAGAACUGCACAAGAAGUUGAAACACAGUCUAGAGGGUGAUAAGGUGCCGGAGGACGGUCCGUUUUGCGAGCUGUGUAAUGUUCGAUUUAUGACUGCAGAGGCUCACAGAAGGCAUCUAAAUGUGUCAGCGAGGCAUAGUGCAGGUCGAGAAGCAAACAAGCCGAAAGUGGGCAGGAAAUCGAAAGAGACGAUGGAGCGCGAGAAGAGAGCGCGGGAGAAGAACAGAGAGCCAGAAGAGAAGAGGAGAGUGUAUCCGAGCCAGAUGCGGAAGGCAGAGGGGCCGAUACCUUGCGAGCAGUGUGGUGUGCAAUUAGAAGACUCGAGAGCAUACCACGGUCACUUCAGGCGGAUGCACCCGGACAAGAAUCGAACCAUGUACCCCUCGAUGAAGUCGCCUUGCAUGUGCGAGGUGUGCGGGAGGAUGUUUCAGAGCUACGCCCUCCUCAAGGACCACCGCUGGGUUCACACAGGCGAGAAACCGUUCAAAUGCGACUCCUGCGACAAGUCCUUCAGGAUGAAACAACGGCUGGUCGCCCACAAACGGGUCCACAGUCAAAUGAAGGUGUCGUACGCGUGCACUCUCUGCGGGAAGAACUUCUCCACGCACAGUAACAGGCAACGGCACAUGUUUAUCCACACGGGCCUCAAGCCGUUCAAGUGCGAGAUGUGUGGCAAAGGGUUCAAGCACGCGAGCGAGAAGCGCGCUCACAUCACGUACGUGCAUCUCAAGAAACCCUGGCCCAAGCGCAGUCGGGGGAAGCGAAGAAGCGACAGUCGACAGGGUAUGAUACCGCAACAGGUGCCGACGAGCGAGAUGGAGUCAGCACAGCCGAUAUGGCCUCCCCUGGACCCCAAAAUGGGCGAUAUGCUGAUAGACGACAAGCCUAUGUUUUAUACGUUGAAGAUUUAGCGGGUCCACACUAUUGCGGCUUGGCGUUUGGCUGUAUGCGAGAUGUCUUCAUCGUUAAACUUAAAAAAAAGUUUUUUUUUUGGUUUUUAGUGGUUUUUGAAGGCGGUAUAAUUAAAAAAAAGGUAUUUUUUAGCUUUUUUUGUGUUAGUAAAAAUCAGCAUACGUUGACAUUAUUCAGAGUUUUCUAAUGUAUCUCCGAAGUUAAUAGUCCAAUAACGAUGAAAUUUAUAUGUGACCACACGGGAAGCACCAGCUUUCCAAUAAAAAAAGAAUCAUCGAAAUCGGUUCACUCAGUCAAGUCUCGAGGUAACAAAAAAAAAGCAGUCGAAUUAAAAACCUUCUUUUUUGAAGUCGGUUAAAAAAACCACUAAAACCAAAAAUAAUUUUACAUAACAGCUAUAUAUUGGUUACCAGUGGCGGAAAAGACAUUUUCCGAAAACGAACCUAACACAACAUAUAGGUACGGCGCCGUUCAAGUAUUACGUAACGCAAUUUUUUAAGAUUUUUUACCCCCCCCCCCCCCAUGUAACGCGCCGUAACGUUUUCCUGUACUCCCCCGCCCCCUCCAAAAGUUAUGUAACUCUAGUGUAAUUUUUUUGGUAAUAUUCACAAUUAUUUCAUGCAAAAUAUCGGAAAAUCGCUAAAUUACUUUGUUAUUGUUUUAAAAUAAAAAAAACAAUGUUACAUAACGCGUUGUACGACCUCUCACGCUCCUGUAACGCAUCGUAACGUUUUACAAGAACUCCUCUCCCCUCCAAAUUGCGUUACGUAAUACUUGUAUGGCCCCUAUUUGAUAGAGGCGUGAUACUAUGUAUGUUUGAAUCAGUGAUAAGCAUUUGUUUUGCACACUAAGACAGUUUCUAUAAACGUGAGCAUUUGUUAUACUUUGGCAGAAAGGAGAUUGUAAAAGCCACUUCCUUUGUGCAUUGUCUGACCCCCUUAUUCAUAGACGUUAUUUAUCUAAGGACGGAGUAAAGCUGUGAUAACAAGUCUGUUGCAGUGCUGAAGGCAUGAGCCUUCGCAGUGCGUAGACAUAGGGCCGUUGUGAUUGGCUAAUAUUGAGAUACAACUUAAAUCUAGUUGGCUGUCAGAUAAACAAAGCUGAGAAACAGACUUUUUAUCACAAUACUCCGUCCUUAGAUAAAUAACGUUUAUGAAUAAGGGGGUAAGUCUAUAGUCUUUAUUUAAUACAAAAGGGAAUUAACUACCAAGAUAUCGCUAAUAAUUAUAAUGAGAAGCAAGACCAGUUCAAUUAAUUUAAAGCAUGUUUUGGUUCGGCCGAUUUCAUCACACGAUUUUGAUUUUACUUGUGGUAGGUCUCUCAUAUGUGAGAGUCCGCCUGGGUAGGUACCACUGCAAUGUCUAUUUCUGUCACGCAGUGUGUAGUCACUGUUGUGUUCCGGUUUGAAAUAUUGUAGCCAGUGUAACUACUGGACAUAAUAAUGAAAAUCUCAUGUCUCAGGAUGGCGAGCGUAGUGAAAACAAUACUUUGUAAUUCAAGGUGUUGGUGCUUCUACUGUUUGUCGGUCGUAUCGGUUACCAUCAGGCGAACGGCAAGCUCGUCUCGUCGUUCAAAGCAAUAAAAGCACGUUGCGCUCAAAAAAACACGACUGGUUCGCGAGGCAGAGUUAACGUUUUAAGGAAUGAGCAAGCGAUUCUACUGGGUUAGCUUACAAAUGGCUUAUUGGUGUAUUGUUACCCGUAACGCGCAGUUAACGUGUGGUUGGAAUCGACUGUAUAUUAUAUAAAAUUGCUAUUAUGGUUUACGUACAACGCUUGUGGCGUGCCCAAAAGAUAUUGAUGGCUUUUGUAUCGAAUAUUUGUAAAUUAUUUAUUUAACACAUCUGUAUAUAAACACAUAAUAUAAAAUACAAUGAA